Molecule: messenger RNA, 553 nt
Organism: Paramuricea clavata
Lineage: Eukaryota; Metazoa; Cnidaria; Anthozoa; Malacalcyonacea; Plexauridae
Source: the annotation of a GenBank genome assembly
AAAGGAAAGAAAAAGGGAAGAUCUAUGCUAAUAAGUAAGAUUGAAAGUAAUAUCCAAGCCGGUGAUAACGUGUUGAUGAAACAGGACAAGAAAAACAAACUUUCAACUUUCUUUAAUCCAGAGCCAUUCAGAGUUCUACAGAAAAAUGGGAACAGUGUUUUAGUUGAAGCGGAUACCGGGGUGCAAUAGAAGCGGAACAUUACGCAUCUCAAGAAACUGAUAACACCCGAUGCAGAAGAGAAUGAGGUAAACACUCAAGAGUCAAUAUUGCAGGAGUCUUCGAUAAGUGAACCAAAACUUUUGGAUAGUAGGAGAUUGGGUGAAGAUGAAGGUGGAAGAGUUAUGCCGAGUAGAACAAAAAGAUUACCAGAUAAAUUGAAGGAUUGUGUUGUCGAUUGUAGAUAAGUAUUUAGAUAAUUAUUUGCUUAGCUUAUUAACAUUCAAACAUUAAUAUUUAAUAUUUAUUAGAGACAUUAAUAUUUAACAUUAAUAUUUGAUUAGAGACUUUACUAUAAUCUUUACUUAAAGUGACAUUUAUUGGGUAGUUCCUCGG